Molecule: messenger RNA, 3972 nt
Organism: Schistosoma haematobium
Lineage: Eukaryota; Metazoa; Platyhelminthes; Trematoda; Strigeidida; Schistosomatidae
Product: Calmodulin-regulated spectrin-associated protein 2
Exons: 16
Coding region: 1-3972 (1323 amino acids)
Biological process (GO): negative regulation of microtubule depolymerization; cytoplasmic microtubule organization
Cellular component (GO): microtubule minus-end
Molecular function (GO): calmodulin binding; microtubule minus-end binding
Source: RefSeq, a predicted model, not a curated record
AUGUUUACAAGCAGUAUAUUGAAGGAAAAAACGUUCUUUUUAUUUAAAUGGCUUUCAUUGAAGGUGUUGGGACAGUUAUUUAAUCCUAAGUUUUUGUAUCCAAUUAUUGAAUGUGAUGAAGGAAUAUGGGAAAUCAACCAAUCUUUUGUUGCUGGACUGUCAUCUUUUGAGCUUUACGCGGGUGUUCAUCGAAUUAUUAAUCUAAAAGUGCCUUCACAAUGUUUUUCUAGUUUACUUGAUGAACUGACACACUUUUCGGGUGGUCGAAAAUUGACACUAGAUCCAGCUGUAUUAGAAUCAUAUUCACAUGAAUUAAUGCAAAUGACAAAAGAUCCCAAAUCUAUUUAUUACAAAAGUGAAGUCCUACAAAGUCCUUACAUCGUCCAACCCACUGAUUUGAUAUAUCCAAAUUCUGGAUUACAAAAUGAGGAUAGUUCACAGUCUGUUCAUCAAUUAAAUCUAAUUUGGUUAGCAUCACAUAUUGCUUUAAUUGAAAUGAUUUUACGAACUUACUUGUUGAACACAAUUACACCAGAGACAUUAAUUAAUGCAUUAAGCAUUAUUACUGGAUAUAAUUUGAAAGAGCAUUCAAUAAAAGGACUUCAAGGUGCUGAUGGUGCAUUAUUUUGGUUAGUUACGGUAGCUGCUAGAACAGUUACAAUUUUAGGCAUAAAUGAUUGUACAGAAUGGCUGACUAAUCAUUUAACUGGUAAAGAAAGUUCAAAGAAAGAACAAUCUGAAUCUUCUUGUGAUUCGACGUAUACAAUAAAUACAGACUCUUUGAAAGAGUCAGCGGAUAAAUUCCUCAGAGGAUUAGCAAUGGCAAAUCUUGUUGCAUUAACCUUCCAUUUCUAUUGUCCUGAACUAGCACCAGCUGAAGAUUUUUUAUUUAAUUUCCCGUCAACUGGAGAAAUAGAACCAGCAGCUUCACAUCAUAAUGCUCGUGCAAUUGCUUUAAUAUGCCAAAAGAAUAUAGAUUUGUAUAAUGUUUUAUUUUUAAUGCCAGAUUCAUGUAAUGGAAAUAUAAUUCGUUUAAAUGAUUCAGGUUCAACAACAUUGAAUACAUUAAAUUUAUUAGGAUUUUGUUCACAAGGUUUAGCUAGAUCACCAACACAUAGACGUUUACAACAUGCAGCAAUGGCAGGUGAACUUUUUGUUUGGUUUACAUCACGUUUACCAAAUCGUGAAAUAAAUUCAAUAAUGCCGUCUACAAUGAAUUACACAAAGCAUAUGCAUGAAAGUAAUACCCAACCGUUUCAAGAGGGAUUCACUGGGUUGAAAUGUAAAACAAGUGAUACUGAUGAUAAUCAAAUCAAUAUGAUACCAUUAGAUGAAGUAAAUGAUGAUAGUAAUUCAGCUUCUGGUAGAGGAACUUAUCGACUUGAUGAAACUUUCAAUGAACAUCAAAGACAAGUGAAACAAUCAAAAAAACCAAAUCUACAGACAAGUUAUUUCAUUCGAUCAAAAACUAUACGUUUAAACAAGAAUCUGUCAGAUGUUGAAAAAUUGAACAGUAAACUUAAAGAGCUUUCAACUAAACAAUUAAUAGAUUCAAAAACUGGUGGUAUAUAUUUUCCUGUUGAUUUAACUGAUACACCACGAAAUGAAGAGAAUAAACAAGAUAAUGUAGCAAAUCAAGAUGAAUCACAAAGUGCACCGACAAAAUGGAAUCCUUUAGAAGCAUUAUUUAAGCCUAAUGUGCUUAAUGAAUCAAGUGAAGUAUAUAUGAAUAUCCCAUCUACGGAAAAUCAUGUAGCUGAGACGGAAUGUACUGAUCAUCGUAGUUCGGAAGUAAUGUCGUAUUAUCCAGUAGUUGACUAUCAGUUUCCAAACACAACUCAGGGUAAUAUAUUGAACUGUAAAAUUACAAAUGUUGAUACUGCUCAUGUAACGACUACAACAAAAUCCCAAUAUUUGAAAGAAAAUCCUGUUACAGAAGAAGCACAGGCGCCUUACAAUUCACAAAAAAUCGAUUCUAAAUCUUUUAGACAUAGUAGAUCAAUGUCACAUAACAGAAUGAUGCCUACUUACUCAUCAUCUCAGCACAAAUCGCAAAAAGACGAAGAUUUUAAUCCUUCCAGAAGAUCAGGUUAUCGAAUUUCCCAUUCCAGAAAACACCCAAUCGACCAUCAUGAUAAAAACAAUUCUGAUCUAAAUACUAUGUAUUAUAAUAGGAAUAAUAUGGAAUAUUCAUCAUAUGAUUGUUCCAGCAGUUCAGAGCAAAGUGCUGAAGUUCUUGGUGAAGGAAUAUAUUCGAAUCAUUCAAGCCAAAAACGCCACGGUCAUUGUCCGACUUUUGUUGAUAAUGCAGAAUCAAGAAGAACUUUAACACAAAAUGAAAGAAGAAAAUUGUAUAAUCGUGAAAGAAGUAAGCGAAGACAAAGAAAUAUUCCAGAAACUGUCAAUCAACCAUACUUUUAUGGCUCUCAUCCUGUUCAACAACAAGUUCACUGUGUUUAUCCUUACGAAACUGCAAACCAGAAGGUAUAUACAGAUAUACACUGCCUACCUUACGCUCCAGUACAACCAACUUGGAUUCGUCCUCCAUUCAUAACAAAUACUUUAAAUCCCUGUCCGUUUUAUGCAACAAAUCAGCCGACAUUUGUGGGAUCGCCAUCAGUUUCAGUUAUACCCCGAUUACAUAGUACAAGUCCUCUGUCAUUUUCGCAUCCAAAUAAUCCUGAUCAGCUCUUAGUAUAUAACUUGAAUGAACAAAAUGUAUUAGUACCAGAGUCAAAUAAUCCUAAUGUACAUAUAAUCACAGAAGCAGUAGUAUCAACUGAAUCAGUCAAUUUGCAAACGGAAGAUUGCUCACCUAUAUCAAAUGUAACAAUUCAAAAUCAGCUUGAAUCUAGAUCCUAUCCAAUUCCACAAUAUGAAAUUAUAUCUAAUCAAAAUUUUGAACCAAAUAAUGUUACAUCAAAUAAUUCUCCAGUAAUUCAAGUACCUGUAUAUUAUUCUCAAGCUGAAUCAUUUUUUAUUCCUUUUGAAACUGAUUCAUCAAAUGUAUCAAGUACAUUUCAUCAUAAACAUAAUUCAAAAUUUAAAUCAAAAAAUAAAUCCGUAACAAAUCAGAAGUUAAUAGAUAACUUUAGUGAAUUGAAGCAUUCAAAUGCUUUUGAUAAUGAUGUUAAUCAUUUAGAUGGUAUGAGUUUGGAACCAAUUAAUGUAGUAAUCUCAACCGCACAACUGGAAAAUUAUCAAUUAUCAGGUUCUAAUAGAAUCACAUCAAGUUCUGAUACUAUAGAACAAUCAGAAGAUAACAUUCAUACAACUCCUGAUCAAUAUGUAGAUAAGUGUAAAUCUAAACAAUCUGAAAAACAAAUACAAGGACAUGUUCGUCCAAGAAAAGAGAGUAUUUUACCAACUUAUUUAGAGAAACGAUCCAUGAAAGCAUAUAAAAAAGAAAUAAAUAGUUCGGAGAAUUCUAGAUCAUCUUCAGAAAAAUCACAAACAAUUUCAAAUAUGAAAGAAAAUUCAUUUAAAACCAAUGAAAAUGUUGUAAAUACAACUAAAGUAAUAAUUCCUACUCAUCAAAGAAGAACUGCUAGUGUCUCACGAACAAUAGGAAUUGUUAAGCCUAAUUUUAAUGGUGGACAAAGAAGACAUACACAAGAUGAAUUGUCUUUAUUAGAUGUUAAAUCACAAAGUCACAUUAUUGAAACUGGAUCUUCUAAUGAUUUGAAAUUAUUUGUUCAACUACAAACUAAAUCAAAUCGUCGAGCUAUUUCAAAUGCAUUAAACUAUUGUUGUUUAGCAGGACCGGUAAACGAAACAAUGAAAAGAACUGCACUUGAAGCUCUUGGAUGUUCAGAUGGUAAACAUUUUAUAAUUCUUUUAAAAAGUCAAUGUCAGUACAGUGGAUUAUAUAAUUAUCUACCGAUUAUUGAAAAAGCGAUUCGUAUUAGUGGAACAGGACCGAGUAAAAUUGAAAACAAUAUGGUUGAUAAAUACUAUAAGUUAGUUGAUUAG